AUGGAACCCGUGACCAAGUGGAGCCCCAAACAGGUGGUGGACUGGACUAGAGGGUUAGAUGACUGCCUGCAGCCGUAUGUCCACAAGUUUGAGCGGGAGAAGAUAGAUGGGGAGCAGCUGCUGCGGAUUUCCCAUCAGGAUCUUGAAGAGCUGGGGGUCACACGAAUUGGACACCAGGAGCUGGUGUUGGAGGCUGUGGACCUUCUCUGUGCACUGAAUUAUGGCCUUGAAACUGAUAAUAUGAAGAACUUGGUUCUGAAACUGCGGGCAUCUUCCCACAAUUUACAGAAUUACAUAAGUAGCCGGCGGAAAAGUCCAGCUUAUGACGGGAGCACAUCAUAUAAGCCCCCCAACGAGUUCCUGACGUCUGUGGUGGAGCUCAUAGGAGCUGCCAAGGCCUUGCUAGCCUGGCUGGACCGGGCUCCGUUUACAGGGAUCACUGAUUUCUCAGUAACAAAGAACAAAAUCAUUCAGCUUUGCUUGGACCUGACCACGACCGUGCAGAAGGAUUGCCUUGUGGCAGAAAUGGAGGAUAGAGUUUUAACUGUAGUCAAGGUUUUAAAUGGCAUCUGUGACAAAACAAUCCGCUCUACCACCGAUCCUGUUAUGAGCCAGUGUGCAUGCCUGGAAGAAGUUCACUUACCAAACAUCAAACCUGGGGAAGGCCUGGGCAUGUACAUCAAGUCAACCUAUGAUGGAUUGCACGUGAUUACUGGAACUACAGAAAAUUCUCCUGCAGACAGAUCUCAGAAGAUUCACGCUGGUGAUGAAGUCAUUCAGGUUAACCGGCAAACUGUGGUGGGAUGGCAGCUAAAAAAUCUGGUGAAGAAAUUGAGAGAGAAUCCCACUGGAGUGGUGUUACUGCUCAAGAAGAGGCCCACGGGUUGUUUUAACUUCACGCCUGCCCCCUUGAAGAACCUGCGCUGGAAGCCACCUCUCGUGCAGACCUCGCCCCCACCCACGACGACCCAGUCCCCUGAAGGCACCAUGGACGCCUCUCUGAAGAAGGAGAAGCCAGCCAUCCUGGACCUUUACAUUCCUCCUCCGCCUGCUGUUCCCUACUCUCCUCGGGAAGAAAGGGGUAUGGAUGCCUACGGCGGAUUCAGCAAGUGUCAACAGCCGUUGCCUGGCCCCAAGGGUUCGGAGUCCCCGAAUUCCUUCCUGGACCAGGAGAGCCGGAGACGAAGGUUCACCAUUGCUGACUCUGACCAGUUGCCGGGGUACUCGGUGGAAACCAGCGCACCACCCACGAAAAUGAGAGAGAAAACACCAUCUUACGGCAAGCCCCGGCCUUUGUCCAUGCCUGCGGAUGGGAACUGGAUGGGGAUUGUGGACCCUUUUGCCAGACCUCGAGGUCAUGGGAAGAAAGGGGAAGAUGCCCUCUGCAGGUAUUUUAGCAACGAGCGGAUUCCCCCCAUCAUCGAGGAGAGCACCUACUCCCAGUAUCGCUUCUCCAGACCCACAGCCGAGAGGCACCUGGUGCGGGGUGCAGACUACAUCCGAGGGAGCAGGUGCUACAUCAACGCGGAUCUCCACAGCAGUGCCACCAUCCCAUUCCAGGAGGAAGGGACCAAGAAGAAAUCUGCCUCUUCGGGGAAGUCGGCAGAGCCGUCCCUGCUGGUCAGCUGGCUCACCCGCCUGAAGCUAUUGACUCCCUGAGGGCUGCCC
Molecule: messenger RNA, 1668 nt
Organism: Marmota flaviventris (yellow-bellied marmot)
Lineage: Eukaryota; Metazoa; Chordata; Mammalia; Rodentia; Sciuridae
Source: RefSeq, a predicted model, not a curated record